Molecule: messenger RNA, 1377 nt
Organism: Hordeum vulgare subsp. vulgare (domesticated barley)
Lineage: Eukaryota; Viridiplantae; Streptophyta; Magnoliopsida; Poales; Poaceae
Exons: 3
Coding region: 333-1001 (222 amino acids)
Molecular function (GO): RNA binding
Source: RefSeq, a predicted model, not a curated record
CCAGGCAUAUUAAUUGUCCGUUUGGAACCCUCAAACAAAAUUGUCCGUUUGGAUCUUGGAAUUGCUCCAGACUUUUAUUUUCCGGAAAAGGCUGCAAUCUCUCGUGCCUGCUCCCUACAGGCUACAGCCGCCCCCGCCGCCGCCCUCGCCGACGCCGACGCCGACGCCGACGCCUCAGCCCCGCCCGACACGGCGACGCCCCUCAACCCCUCUCCCCGCGCCGGCCCCGCAUAUCACGCGCGUCGCCGCCGGCCCAGUCCUUCCUCGCCUGGACGCCGCGCCUCCGCCGUCUCCGCCCCGUCCGCCCAUUGGGUUUGAUUUGAGAGGCUCCUAUGGCGACAUCCGACGAACAGGCUCAGAAUGACCAACAGGAUAUGAAGGACGAGCAGCAGGCUCACAAGGACGAAGAACAGGCAGAGAAGGAGUACGCUGACUUCGAGGCGAGGGUCAAGAGGACGAUAUACAUCGAUCACCUCUCCCCCCUGGUCACCUCCCAGGUCAUCAAGGCGUCUCUCGCCCAGUGCGCCAAUGUCGUCAGCACCGACUUCAUUCAGAACUACACGAUCCAGUACGAGAUCCCCGCCGCUGCGUUGGUGGAGGUGGACAACGAGUCGCAGGCCCGGGCUGCUGUGGACCUGAUGAACAACUUCCCGUUCAUGAUCGGCGGGAUGCCCAGGCCUGUGAGGGCUGUCUUUGCAAAGCCCGAGAUGUUUUCGGACCGCCCUAGGAAGCCUGGCUUGAAGAUUGAGUUUAGCUGGGUAAAGCAAGGGGAUCCAGGGUAUGAUGGGAUGAAUAAGCUCAAGGGCCUUAUGAGGAGACAAGAAGCAGAAAACAUGGCACUUAUCAAGAAUCAAUUGGAAGAGGAGAAGGAGCUGGCGGUGCAGCAGCAGGAAACCCUGGAAGCAAACAGCAACAAGUAUGGCAUGCUCGAGAACCUGAUGAACAACGGGGACAUCACUAAGCUCGCCCAGCAUUACAAGGUCAAGCUGGGGGAUGACUGAUGGGUUGCGGACGCUCAAGCCCCUCCCCCGGAAGCCGCGGUCCGCGGUGAAGCAGAUCCCCUUUUCUGCCCAGUCGUGCUUGACCUUGUAAUGACGGUGUGAUGGUGCGGCGGCGAUCAUCCACUGGGUAGUUCUCGUCUUUUGGUGAGGUUUAGUAAUAAAGCAUUGGUUUGCUUGGUGCAGCCGCGCUCUAGCUGUGGCCGGCUGCGAAGUAUCAGUUCCUCGGUGUAACAACUGCUGAUACGUUCCGAUCCUUCAUGUCAGCAAGAUGAUCCAUCGACAUCUGAUACCGUCUGUGUGUCCUGUAUUGCAUGAAAUUUGCAUAUACUGUGGUUCUGUGGCUAGCUUGAGAUGUUUUAGUUAUGUUGGUCCUGAA